Stylophora pistillata is the source of this 1149-nucleotide messenger RNA. Its product is annotated as tetratricopeptide repeat protein 28-like. The record is from RefSeq and is a predicted model, not a curated record. NCBI's taxonomy places the organism in Eukaryota, Metazoa, Cnidaria, Anthozoa, Scleractinia, Pocilloporidae.
AUGGAGAAAGCACUCGCUAUCAGAAAAGCUCUUGGCAACAGAGAUGGAGAAGCAUCAAGCUACGGAGAGUUAGGAACAUUGUUCCAUCCGCUUGGUCAAUACGACAAGGCCCGCGAGUAUAUGGAGAAAGCACUCGCUAUCAAUAAAGCUCUUGGCAACAGAGAUGGCGAAGCAACAAGCUAUGGAAACUUAGGAACAUUGUUCCAAUCGCUUGGUCAAUACGAAAAGGCGCAAGAGUAUCUGGAGAAAGCACUCGCUAUCAAAAAAGCUCUUGGCAGCAGAGAUGGAGAAGCAGCGCGAGAGUAUCUGAAGAAAGCACUCGAUAUCAAAAAAGCUGUUGGCGACAGAGGUGGAGAAGCAACAAUCUACGGAACCUUAUCGGCACUUUAUCUGCCUCUCGGUAAAUUUGGGGAGGCUGACAAAUGUCUUGAAAGAGCAAUGGCAAUUAGAAUGAAAGUCGUUGACCGAAUAGGAGAAGUGAGUGAUUUAACAAAUCUUGGAAUAGUCGCUCAUCAGCGUGGUUUGUAUGAGAGGUCUAAGGAAUAUCACGAAAGAGCACUUGCAAUUUCGAUAGAGGCUGGCAGGAGAGAAGGAGAGGUAGUCAGUUACAUGAACUUGGGAUCAUGUUUCCACUCCAUUGGUAAAUAUGACAUGGCCGAAAAAUACUUGAGGAAGGGCCUCCGACUCAGUAGAGAUAUUAGAGACAUUUUGAACGAGUUCAAAUGCCUUUGUCAGCUAACGAUGUUGAAAGUAUCAGAAUUUGAUUUUAAAGCCGUGUUUUUGUACCUAUUUCAAAGCAUUGAAAAGUUCGACACUUUACGAGGUUCCCUUAAAGAAAACGAUGAGCUUCAAACGUCACUUUUAGAGGAGCACGGUACCCAUCCCUACAAGAUGCUCAGUCGGUUGCUUUCUUCCACUGCGAAGCCCGAAGACGCUCUUUAUGUCGAGGAACUAAGACGGGCAAGAGGCUUGGCCGACUUGAUGGCGACUCAAUACUCUUUAAAAGAACAGAUUACAGGCAGUCGAGAAACGUGGUGUGGCAUUCAGAAUGUUAUUCCAAGAGAAGGAGACUGUGCAUGCUUGUAUAUUUCGAUUGAUGAAGAAUUUGUUCGGUUUUGGGUUCUCAAAGCAACGAGAGCCAUUCUUUAA